Molecule: messenger RNA, 480 nt
Organism: Austrofundulus limnaeus
Lineage: Eukaryota; Metazoa; Chordata; Actinopteri; Cyprinodontiformes; Rivulidae
Product: calponin homology domain-containing protein DDB_G0272472
Source: RefSeq, a predicted model, not a curated record
GAUAAAAAGUGUUUGCAAAUGUCCCAACUGUCUUUUGAGCUGGAGAACAAGCAGAGUUUUAUUACUCUGUUGCAGACUGUGGAGAAAAUGAAGGGGGAAAAGAAAAACACACAGCUAGACCUGGAACAGAAAAAGCAGAUGGAACUGAGGCAACAGAAGAUCGUAGACAAACAGGAUGAACUGAAUAAAUUAACUUCUGUCUACAAAGAACUGAAGGACAAAGUAGUGAAAAAGAAGAUUGAGAACCUCACGUUAGGAGUGAAAGACGAGGCUGGCAUCAUGGAUGACAUGAUCUACGAGGCUGGCAUCAUGGAUGACAUGAUCUACCAGACACAGAUCCGAAAGGCUGAGAUCAAGCAGAUUGAGGCGGGGCACCUUCAGAAUGAAGUUCAGGACAAGCUAAAACUGCUGCAAACACAGCUGACAGAAGAGAAGGGAGCUCAUGAAGAGGCAAUGAAGUUCUUGCAAAAUCGGAACAAG